This is a messenger RNA of Trichoderma virens Gv29-8, 1260 nucleotides long. RefSeq lists its product as uncharacterized. The record is from RefSeq and is a predicted model, not a curated record. NCBI's taxonomy places the organism in Eukaryota, Fungi, Ascomycota, Sordariomycetes, Hypocreales, Hypocreaceae. Gene Ontology annotation, biological process: DNA repair. Bases 1 to 987 code for a protein of 328 amino acids. The transcript has 3 exons.
AUGUCACAGAAACGGACGAUUGAUGCUUUCUUUGGACCUGUGCCAAAGCGGCCUCGUAAAGAUACCGCCGUCAAAGAAAACAGCCAAGAAGAGAGAGAUGAGAUUAUUCUCAGGUCACAGCAUUCAAAAUACCCAUUUCCUAUCGCUGAAUUAUCCGCGUCAAUAUGCAAAGAGCUAUACUCACUGCCCGCUCGCCCUGCCCGGACUAUCAACAACGAGCCAGACCUGGAUCUCUUGUAUUUCGAGCCUUAUAUCCCAGAUUAUCUUGCGCGUCAGCUUUUUCAACAUUUAAGAGCAGAGUUGCCUUUUUACAAAGUAGAAUACCAAAUUAAACGAGGAGGCAUUGAGACUCAGGUUCGCACGCCAAGAUGGACAACUGUUUUUGGUAUCGACGAAACAUCCAAAUUUGACGAAGACGGCACCGUGAUAGAUGCAAAUACGGGAAUGAAGGUGCCAGCCGAUAGACGCUAUGAUAAGUGCCCACCUCGGCCUCUUCCCAAAUGUCUCGACGAGCUCCGCCAAUCCACCGAGACGGCUACAGACUGCAAAUUCAAUUUUUGCCUAGUCAACUAUUACGCCUCUGGUGCAGAUAGCAUUGCAUUCCACAGUGAUGACGAAAGGUUUCUUGGUCAGGAUCCUGCCAUUGCCUCCUAUUCGUUAGGCGCUCGACGGGAUUUUCUGAUGAAGCACAAGCCAGAAGCUCCGAAUCAGGGAGCAAGUUCGCCCAUCAAAACAGGAGUCAUCAAAUUUCCGCUGAAUAGCGGUGACAUGAUCUUGAUGCGAGGGAGAACACAAUCCAAAUGGCUGCACUCUAUACCAAAGCGCACGGGAAAGAACCAAGAAGAUGGAGGAAGAAUUAAUAUUACUUUCAGAAGGGCCCAAACGAAAGAGGGAACAGAAAACUAUUACAACUAUAACGUCGGAAGUGGUCCCGUUUAUCGAUGGGAUAAGACGAGUGGGACCAUGAUGCAAUGGAAGCCCUCAUGAAAAAAAAAUUGAAGAAAAUAUACAUCUAUCUAUACGGAAAUGGAUAUCUGUAGCGCUUUCUAAGCUGAUUUAUUUGCCGCGACGCAUCUGAGCAGAAGCAAAGUUCCUCAGAGCCUUUAGGAACACCUGGUAGCCAAACGUCUCGUUGUCUUGCAGGCAGAAAAUCUCAGUCAACCGGAUUUGCCACGGCGGAUAGCCCGACAGCUCGACAUAGGGGGUGAAGAGGAUCAACAAGUCCGGUUCGGGGAAGAUACCCUCUGAUAGCUCGGCGUC